Exaiptasia diaphana is the source of this 2819-nucleotide messenger RNA. Its product is annotated as alpha-N-acetylglucosaminidase. The coding region runs from base 42 to 2321 and encodes 759 amino acids. The record is from RefSeq and is a predicted model, not a curated record. The transcript has 7 exons. Lineage: Eukaryota; Metazoa; Cnidaria; Anthozoa; Actiniaria; Aiptasiidae.
AUGGGAUCAUGCAUUGACCUAUAAUUUCUGAAGGACAAGAAAUGGCGUUCAAGAUAUCAAUAACCAUCUUUCUCUUGCACGUCUGUUUUUAUUCUGACGCUUUCAAAGACUACGAACAUCGAUUCAAACAGUUCGCCCACAUCAAAAGCUAUGCAAGUCCAGCAACUCAGCAACAAGCUGUCCAUGACUUGGUUGCACGACUUCUCCCAGAUUACRAAAACAAUUUUAUCAUCAAAGUUGAUCCGAACAUGGGCCUUGGAUCCAAUUUAGACAAGUUUAAAUAUGUUACUAUUGAAUCAAAGCUAUCCAUUAACUGUACUAGUGGCGUAGCAUGCGCUAUGGGUAUCAAUCAUUUCUUGAAAUACUUUUGCAUGGCUCAUAUUUCUUGGAGUGGAGACCAGCUGAAGAUUCCCAAUCCAUUUCCUUCAGUGGGAAAUGUAGUGUCAAUAGUUGCGAACAACAGGUUCAGGUAUUAUCAAAAUGUUUGCACCUCAAGUUACUCCUUUGUAUGGUGGAACUGGACACGGUGGCAGCGUGAGAUUGACUGGAUGGCUUUAAAUGGUAUUAAUUUACCCCUAGCUUUUACUGGACAAGAGGCAAUAUGGCAAAAUGUGUACCUGAAAAUGGGUCUUAAACAGGAGGAACUGGACUCACACUUUGGUGGACCAGCAUUUUUGGCUUGGGCAAGAAUGGGUAACAUGCAUGGAUGGGGUGGACCCCUUCCGGAAUCAUGGUACAAAUCACAACUAAGUCUCCAGCACAAGAUUCUAACAGCAAUGAGAAACAUUGGAAUGACACCAGUUCUGCCUGGAUUUGCAGGUCAUGUUCCAAAAGGACUGACCAGGAUAUAUCCCAAGGCAAAUGUGUCACAGCUCGGUGAUUGGGGUCACUUUAAUGCAACAUAUUGCUGUACCUAUCUGCUUGAUCCUAGUGAUCCAUUAUUCAAGCAAAUUGGUGGAGAUUUCAUUAAGGCACAAACUGAAGAGUUUGGUACCAACCAUAUUUACAAUGCUGACACUUUCAAUGAAAUGAGACCAAGAUCAAAUGAUACUAAGUACUUAUCAUCAGCAAGCAAAGCUGUGUAUGAGGGCAUGCUAGCUGGAGAUGCUGAYGCUAUUUGGUUGAUGCAAGGCUGGCUUUUCUUGGAUGGGAAUUUYUGGAAGCCUCCUCAAAUCAAAGCUCUGUUACAAGGUGUUCCACAAGGUAAGAUGAUWAUCCUUGACCUGAUGGCRGAGACAGCACCAGUGUGGAGYCGUACAGAGUCUUUCUAUGGUCAGCCAUUCAUUUGGUGUAUGCUGCACAACUUUGGGGGAAAUCUUGGCUUGUAUGGAACUAUUGAAAGCAUUACAACCAAUCCGAUUGUGGCUAAUAACACAAAAGGAAGUACAAUGAUUGGCACAGGCUUGACUCCCGAAGGCAUCAACCAAAAUGACAUGAUUUAUGACUURAUGAAUGAAAUGGGCACAUGGAUAAAMCAGACUCUAACMACAACACAAAUCCAGAACUGGGUUGAAUCUUAUGCUGCACGACGCUAUGGCACAGUGGAUGACUCYAUUGUCAAAGCUUGGCGUUAUUUGACCAAGAGYGUUUAUAAUUGCACUGAUGGAAGAAAUAAUCUUCGAGUCACCGUUAUCACAGCAGUUCCAUCACUCAAUAUUGUACCACAUGUAUGGUUUGACCAAGAGGAUCUUUUACAGGCUUUUGAUAUAUUUGUAGCCGUUGCUGAUGAGUUUAGCCACAUUGAGACAUUUAGGUAUGACUUGGUAGAUGUUGUAAGAGAAGCCAUGCAUCUCAUGACAAUCAAAUUCUAUAAKGAAAUCAUAGAAGCAUACAAUGCCAAAGACAAAACAGCUCUUAUCAUGAGUKGUGCUAAACUAGUAAAUAUCUUGGCUGAUCUGGACGAAAUGCUCAUGACCAAUGAACAUUUCUUGUUGGGCAAGUGGCUYGAGUCUGCCAAGUCUCUAGGUACUACACCAGAGGAAGUCAAGUUGUAUGAGUAUAAUGCCCGUAAUCAAAUAACCCUUUGGGGACCGGCAGGUAAUAUCAAUGAUUAUGCAAACAAGCAGUGGAGUGGACUAGUUGGAGCGUACUAUAAGCCAAGGUGGGAGCUUUUUGUUGAGGAAAUCGUCACCGCAGUUGCACAAGGAAAGCCCUUUGAUUUCAAUGCAUUCAAUGCAAAGUUGUUUGUCCAGGAAUCUGCCUGGACRCAUGGUAAUGAAACGUAUCCUUCAAUUGCAAAGGGAGAUAGUGUUGAAGUUGCUAAAUAUAUAUACAGAAAGUACUUCAAAACGAAAUUCAAAACGAAUUUAAGUGGCACAUAACUUUUGUAUUGUCCUCUAGCUGUUGGAUACUGUUUAAAUUGUGUAUCUUAAUCUUGAGGUGUUGGGACUGCUGUUGGAGGACCUUACUUUUAUGCCAGUUAAAAAACAUGGCACAUUUAAAAUUAUAUGAAAUUUUUAAAAUCUAGAAAACCUGAGAACUGGGUGUAUGUGGGACAAAUGGCAUAGUUGUGAUUUGCRGGUCAUUUUAGUCUGAAAAAAGCAGAACAAAUUAAAAAGGGGCAUAAAAUGUAAUUCAAUAUUUCAUGACAGGUUUGGGAAAGUUAGUUUUAAAGUUCUGCAUAGGGUGUGUGUAAAUGUAGGACCCCUGGGUGUUGUAGUAUGCAAAAGAUCCUUAGUCAUUAUGAUGUGUUAUAGUAAUAAAAUAGUUUAGUAAAAUCUCUUCCCAACAAUUGUAAAUUUCAACCUAUAGAUUGCUGGGACAUUACCAUGUAGUUGCUCACCCAAACAAACAGCCAAUAAAUCUUUUGAACAAUUUAA